Molecule: messenger RNA, 2425 nt
Organism: Dunckerocampus dactyliophorus (ringed pipefish)
Lineage: Eukaryota; Metazoa; Chordata; Actinopteri; Syngnathiformes; Syngnathidae
Gene: mvk
Product: mevalonate kinase
Exons: 10
Coding region: 278-1474 (398 amino acids)
Biological process (GO): cholesterol biosynthetic process; isoprenoid biosynthetic process
Cellular component (GO): cytoplasm
Molecular function (GO): mevalonate kinase activity; ATP binding
Source: RefSeq, a predicted model, not a curated record
CUGUGUGUUUAACGCGAUUUUAGUGCUCUACGUCAUUUCAGGCCACAGAUGUCCAGCCUGUCUCUUGACAAAUACGUUACCCCAUAUUACUCCUUAUGUUUUACAUUUUUGUCUCGCCUCCAUGACCGCCUGGGAGCUGUGCUUAACAAUUGUCGAUACUUCGGCUUCAACGGGAGUAACACUAGCUUCCUGUGACUAGGUUAGCUAAUGAAAAGGAUUUAAGUUUUCCGAGGUUAUUUGGCUGUGCUUUCAAGACCCUUUUUGUAUUUUUGAAAACAUGCGUGUCAAGGACUGCAUCGUAUCUGCUCCGGGAAAGGCGAUUCUCCAUGGAGAGCACGCAGUUGUACACGGAAAGGUUGCACUUGCUGUGAGUUUAAAUCUGAGAACAUACUUGAAGUUGAAAGCCACCAACACUGGUAAAGUUUGCAUCAACCUCCCCAACAUUGACACCUUCCUCUGCUGGGAUGUGUCUGAGCUGAAACAUCUUACAGUCUAUUCAUGUGGCAGGCAGUGGGAUGAGGUGAAAUGUCUGGAUGCUGAAUUUGUAAAAAGACUGCGUGAAUUUGUCGGUGUAGCAAACGGAAACUUGGAUACUUGCAGUAUGGCCACCUUGGCGUUCCUCUACAUGUACCUCUCAAUCUUUCGAUCAAGUGAGCUGCCAAGCUUGACUGUGUCUGUGUGGUCAGAGCUGCCUACCGGUGCGGGACUGGGCUCGAGUGCUGCCUACUCUGUGUGUUUAGCAGCAGCUCUGCUUUGUGCAAGUGGAGCCAUUCCCACUCCUCUCAAAGAGUGGGACCACACUGCGAGGUGGUGUCAGGAGGACCUGGAGCUAAUCAACAGUUGGGCCUUUCAAGGCGAGAUGAUCAUCCAUGGUAAUCCUUCUGGAGUAGACAACGCUGUAGGGACAUGGGGUAGCAUGCUGAGGUUCGUGGCCGGGAGGAUCAUACCACUGAGCAGGGUGCCCUUAUUAAGAAUUCUCCUCACUAAUACCAAAGUGCCGCGUAGCACCAAGGUACUUGUUGCCAGGGUGAAGGACAAAAUUAACAAGUUUCCCUCUAUUUUGACCUCUGUGCUCGAUUCAGUUGAUGCCAUUUCCUGCACUUGUGAGAAAGUCCUUUUAGAAAUGACGACUCAGCCAAUCACAGGGGAGCACUACAAUGUUUUGGAGGAACUCAUUGACAUCAACCAGCAUCAUUUGAAUGUGAUGGGGGUGGGACACCCGGCCCUGGACACCCUGUGUCGGGUCACGCUCGCCAGAGGUCUCCACAGCAAGCUAACAGGAGCAGGUGGAGGGGGCUGUGGCAUCACUCUUCUGAGACCAGAAACGGACUCAGUUGUGGUCCAGAGUACAAUUCAGGACUUGAAAGACUGCGGCUUUGACUGCUGGGAAACAAGUAUUGGCGGGCCUGGUGUCCAAGAGCAUUCUCCCCUCUCUGUAAAGGAGGAUAUUUUAGGAAUCUUAAACAAUUAUUGACACUCAACUGUGGCCAUAGAUGCGCAAGUGGAUCAAUGACAGUCACAAGACCUGAGGUAUGCACGACUGCACCAGUGCACAAAGGGACAUUUUCACAAAGCAAUCAUGAACUUCCUUGACUGAUAACUGGAGAAAGACAACAUUUUCAAAUGUCAAACACUAAGCUGUGGCUCAUCUCGUUAAUAUUUUAAGCAGGGAUGUCCCGAUCCACAUUAGUCUUGCCGAGCUGACCGUUUUUUUUUUUUUAAUAAUAACUUUUUGUUACAAACAUGAAUUUGUGGAAUUGAAUAUGGGUAUGAAAAUAGCUCUUCAAAUCAUUAAAAAUAAUGCAACCACAGUAUUUCUGAAUUUACUUUUUUGUUUCAUACUAUGACCAACAAUAUUGUUGUUGGUCAAAAAAUGUAACUCUUAUAAGCUAUUUUUGUUGUCAUCAUUAUAUUUGUCCAAACAAGGGUACCCUUAGUUGUAUCAGGCAUUAAAAUGAACAAGAACUGAAGACACAAAGGGUCUAAUCAUUUUUUCCAUGAGUGUACAAUGUUUUUAUCAAAAUUUCGUGACUAAACCGGGCCUCAGUGCUUAAUUUCGUACCUCCUCAUGUGCAUGCAUUUCUUGUUAGUAUGACAAUACAGAAUCCUUGAAUAAAGAUGAUGGCCACACUGUUUGAGUGCAGAUGUGCUUGGUAAAUAAAGUAGUGUACAGUUUAAAUGUUGCCAGUCACAAAACACAAAUAGUUGACAUCUUGAAUAUUAAUGAAAGUUGGAGAUCUAAAUUUAUACAGGUUGAAGUUUAGCAUGACAGAUUUCUAUUUAAUAAAGAAUAUUGAUUUGUAUUAUUUUAUUCUGUCAAUUUUGUUAUCUUGAAUUAAAAAAUAAAUUAUUGAACAGUUUAUUUCCCAUGUAUUCAUAUUGCAGAUGCAAAACGUGCAUCACAUUAAAUUCAGGUUUGUGUCAA